This is a messenger RNA of Bactrocera dorsalis (oriental fruit fly), 3565 nucleotides long. RefSeq names its product protein singed (gene singed). Gene Ontology annotation, cellular component: cytoplasm; actin cytoskeleton. Gene Ontology annotation, biological process: actin filament bundle assembly; cell migration; establishment or maintenance of cell polarity. Bases 261 to 1799 code for a protein of 512 amino acids. Gene Ontology annotation, molecular function: protein-macromolecule adaptor activity; actin filament binding. Lineage: Eukaryota; Metazoa; Arthropoda; Insecta; Diptera; Tephritidae. The record is from RefSeq and is a predicted model, not a curated record. The transcript has 7 exons.
GACCGUUGCCGGGUGUGCGACAUUGGCGCGUCAGUGCAGAAAUUCAAGUCUGUUAAAUUGAAUCUGGUUUGAUUGCUUGGUUUGUUGCGUUUUCGUUUUGGUUCGGUUUGGAAGUGUCGAAAAGCCGCCGUUUCACGGGUAGUUGGACCAAACUGGUCGGGAUUAUUAAUUGCGAUUCAUCAGCUUAGUCCCGCAUUUUCCAACACCUCGUCAGUUUCAUUAAAGUCGUCACCAUUGCUCCUCAACCAGUAAGCAGUACAAUGAAUGGUCAAAGCUAUGAGCUGAACCAUACGAACGGUGAUAUUAUAUCACAGAAUCAGCAGAAGGGCUGGUGGACCAUUGGCCUGAUUAAUGGCGCACACAGGUAUAUGACGGCUGAAACUUUCGGCUUCAAGUUGAAUGCGAAUGGCGCCAGCCUCAAGAAGAAACAACUAUGGACAUUGGAGCCAUCAAAUACCGGCGAAAGUAUUAUAUAUUUACGAUCUCAUCUAAACAAAUAUCUAUCGGUCGACACGUUCGGCAAUGUGCUCUGCGAGAGCGAUGAACGCGAUGCUGGCAGCCGCUUCCAGAUAAGCAUCAGCGAGGAUGGCACCGGACGUUGGGCGUUGAAGAAUGAAUCGCGCGGUUACUUCCUUGGCGGCACACCCGACAAACUCGUCUGCACCGCAAAAACGCCCAGCUCCAGCGAGUUCUGGACCGUGCACCUGGCCGCCAGGCCACAAGUGAAUUUGCGCUCAAUCGGCCGCAAACGUUUCGCGCAUCUGUCCGAAUCACAAGACGAGAUACACGUCGAUGCGAAUAUACCAUGGGGCGAGGACACGCUCUUCACAUUGGAGUUCCGCGCCGAGGAGGGCGGACGUUAUGCUUUGCAUACAUGCAACAACAAGUAUUUGAAUGCUAACGGCAAACUGCAGACUGUUUGCAAUGAGGAUUGUCUCUUCAGCGCUGAAUAUCAUGGCGGCCACUUGGCGUUGCGUGACAAGCAAAGCCAGUAUCUAUCGCCAAUUGGCUCGAAAGCCGUGCUGAAAUCACGUUCCUCCACGGUGACACGUGAUGAGCUCUUCUCAUUAGAGGACUCCUUGCCGCAAGCCUCAUUCAUAGCCGAGUUGAAUUCGCGUUAUGUGUCGGUGAAGCAGGGCGUCGAUGUGACCGCCAAUCAGGAUGAGGUGGGUGAAAACGAGACAUUCCAGCUGGAGUUUGACUGGUCCGCCCAUCGCUGGGCGUUGCGCACCACACAGGAUCGCUACUGGUGUCUGUCCGCUGGCGGCGGCAUACAAGCCACCGGCAAUCGUCGUUGUGCCGAUGCGCUCUUCGAGCUUGUCUGGCAUGGUGAUGGCUCGCUGUCCUUCCGCGCAAAUAAUGGCAAGUUUUUGGCCACCAAACGUUCAGGACACUUAUUCGCCACAUCCGAGAGCAUUGAGGAGAUCACGAAAUUCUACUUCUAUUUGAUAAAUAGACCCAUACUUGUACUUAAAUGUGAGCAGGGCUUUGUCGGCUACCGCACGCCCGGCAAUCUCAAGUUGGAAUGCAACAAGGCCACCUACGAGACGAUUUUGGUGGAGCGCGCCCAGAAAGGUCUGGUGCACUUGAAGGCACACAGCGGCAAAUACUGGCGCAUCGACGGCGAAGGCAUUUCCGUAGAUGCGGAUGCGCCCGCCGAUGGCUUCUACUUGGAGCUACGCGAGCCGACCAGAAUCUGCAUAAGAUCACAAACUGGCAAAUAUUUGGGCGCUACGAAAAAUGGCGCGUUCAAGCUGCUCGACGAUGGCACCGACUCGGCCACACAGUGGGAAUUCUAAGCGACUUCAAGGCGCUUCAAUGGGCUGGGCGAUUGCUUAAUUGAUAACACACUUUGUAUGCAAUUCAGUAGCAGACAUGCAUGCAAAAGCGGGAGCAAGUAAAUUGAAGUAAACAAAGAAAAAUUGUUUGCCAAUAAGGAUCGUGAAAAAAAACCUAGCGUUCACACACACAAAAACAUACAUAUGCAUACAUUUAAGUAAAAGUGAGUCAAAAAAUUAAAAAAAAUUAAUAAUAAUCAAAUAAAAAAGCAACAUGAAAGCAAACGCAAAUAAGUUAAAUGAUAAUGAAUUGAAAUAUUAAAUUAAAUCGCAUGCAAUUUUUACUGAAAUAUCAUGCGAUUGUGGCGAAACAUUUGUAGCAAACCGCAAUACAAUCCAAUUGGAGAUUUUAUAAGGCAAAUAAAUACAUCAAUAAUUAAUGUAGUAAUUAAAGUAAUUUGUAUGAAAACAAAAUGGUAAUUAUGCCCUUUUAAAGAAACGCUUUUACAUACAUACUUACAUGCAUACAUGCAUACAUACAUAUAUAAAUAGAGCAUGCAUACAUAUUCACAGCAUAAUAUUUUUAUACCAUUAAACAAAGGUGGCAAAUAUUGCAAAUAAAACUGAAAUUUAUAAAAGUUAAUAUGAAAAUAAAACAAAAACAAAUAUAAAAACAACAAAACAAAUUGUCAACAAAAACAGGAAACGCACAAUUUUUUACAUACUUUUAUACAGCAACAAAAAGUCUAGCUUUUAUACGGUGUAAACAAAAAAAAAACAACAACAACAAAAAGUUUAGCUUUUAUACCGUGCAAACAAAAAAACAACAACAAAAUAAUUAUAUAUAAAAUUUACACUGUCAUGUGUGGGCAAGUAGGCAGCGAAGUGACGACAAGUAUUGUGGAAAAUUGCAAAAAUUGCAAAUUUCGUAAAGGAUUUUGAUUAAAAGGCAUGGAUUCGUUGGUUAUAAACAAAAAAUUAAAUUCGCUUUCAUACAAGUAUAGGCAAGUCCAAUAUUUCGCUUCGUUAAAAUUUUUUCGAAAUCGAAGUGACUUCGAAAUCUACUGAUUUUGUUUCCUUUUUACUUUUUUUUGAAAUUUUUCGUAUCUAAAAAAGCCAAAAAAAAUGCGCAUUUUUACUACUCAAAUCAAAUUCUAGUGUAUAAUUUUUCCAAAAUGGUGAAAAUUAACUAAUUCUUUGCGAAAAAAUUUUCAAUUUUCAAAAAAAAAUUAUUAUUUUUAUAUUAAAAUGUAUAACAAACGAUAUAACCGUGGAAUCCACUGAAAUUGGCUUAAGGAGACUCAAAAUAUCUGUGGCAUACAGUAACAGUAGCUUAAGGCGACUUAAAGCAUUCGCCGCUAACAGUAAAAGUAGCUUAAAGCGACUUCAAAUUUCAGCAUUAAUUAUUUUCGAAUAUGUGAGAUAUGAGCUAGAUUGAAAACUUCUUAUUAUGAUAAACCAGUGAUGAAGAAAAUGCAUAAUGGCUCAUUGGAAAUCAAAAUGUCUCUAAUAGCUGAAGUCGACCUAACCUCACUUAACAUAUGUGUAGCCACAAAUACAUUUAUAUUUACAUAUUUUAAUAUUCCACUAUUUAUCAUUUUUAUUAAUUUUUUUAUUGAAAUAAUUUUAUUUUUAUUAUUUUUUUUAUUUAAAUCACUUGUCGAAAACUUUGCGCUGCACUUGUCUUGCACUGAAGUGUGUCGCGUAAUAAAAAUGCCAAUUUUGUGAGUCCUUCCGUUGCAAGUCCUUUUUAUAAAGUGUGAAAAAUUAAAAAAAAAAACACAAAA